Molecule: messenger RNA, 2322 nt
Organism: Phytophthora nicotianae INRA-310
Lineage: Eukaryota; Oomycota; Peronosporomycetes; Peronosporales; Peronosporaceae
Exons: 1
Coding region: 353-2155 (600 amino acids)
Molecular function (GO): protein binding
Source: RefSeq, a predicted model, not a curated record
GUACGUCACGGAUCAGCACCCACGGCAUCAGAGAGACCGUGGUGGGCUUCCGGGACUGCUGCCCUCACUUCGACCAUCAGUUCGUUAAACCCGUGACGAACGUUACAUCAGCAAUCAGAGCCACACCAAGCAGAGCCCUACGUCACCGCUCAAUGUGCAGCGCAAACUCACCGCUCGCCCACCAUGGUGACCCUGCAAACAUUUUCCUUUUAUACAUGAAUUGUUGUGUUCUUCUGCUCAGCGGAGACCGCCGGCGACAGGUCUCCGCGACGGCGUCGUGUCUGCUUCGUAUCCGCCGUAUGUCCGCGUGUCACUAACGACAAGACGAUUGCUUCAGAUUCACUUGCGUCCCAUGCGUGGCACCCCCACUUCAGAAAUGGCUCCUGAACCGUUAACCAGUGUCCUAGUGGUGGCUCGCUCGCAGCCUGGGAUCGCGGAGCUCUCGCACGUGACGGAUACACUGUCAGCCUUCCUCGACCACUCCUCGAGUUUGCCAUUAGCUCGAGCGUGUGCUGUGGACUCUGUAUCUCUAUUGCAGAGAGUAUGGGACAUCAGCAAGUCUCGAGAGACCGUCAUGGACCCGUGGUGCCAGCCCACGAAUACCUGGUGUCCAUCCAGGAUGCUGUGGACCAACCGCUUCUACUAUCAAGACCAGUUCUCUAAAGGAAUGAUCGAAGCCUGUACGCACGCAGACGUACGUUCGGUACAGUGGCUGAUUGAUCAGUUAACUGGCUGCGCAGUACCACUUGAAGCUGUAGAGGCAGCGUCGCAACGAGGCAAGCGAGAUAUCCUCCAGCUACUACUGAAAGUCCAUGAACAACACAAGAAGGCGUCGAUGCCUGGGGCUCGCAAUCCGACUGAUAAGAAGCCGCAUCAGGUCAAAUUUUGGGAGAGCAAUGCACUGCUCGCUGCUGCGACUGGAGGACACGGAGAUCUGGUUAUCUGGCUGUACACCGACGUGUUCCAUGGCUUCUACAUGCAGAGUAACCAGGAAGUGAUGGACGAACUGGCACGUCACGGUGACAUGGAAACCGUGCGACGGCUAGUAUCGGACGGAUGGCAACCUCCCCGACUCGACUAUGCCGCAGAGGGUGGGAAUAUAGCCAUGGUACAGUGGCUUCUGGAUCAGAAUCGUGACGUUGGGAAGCAGUGGGCACUCAAGAACGCAGCCUCAAAGGGGCAUCUGGAGAUAGUGAAGCUGCUUGUCGACGAAGAUAUGGUGUAUCUUGAUGGCGAGGCAUUCUGUGAGGCAGCAACACAUGGACAUUUGUUGAUAGUACAAUGGCUAAAAGAGAACAAUCUGGGCUGGAAUAUGGCGUACAAAGCUAUAGAUUUGGCGGCCAGCAACGGACACUUGGAAGUUGUGCAGUAUCUCCAUAGUAACUGUUCUGUUACUUGUACUCACCAUACGAUGCGUACAGCGGCGAGUAGUGGACAUCUCCCCGUCGUUGAGUGGCUCCAUGAACAAUUUGGGAACCAGUCAAGCGUCAAUUUGUACGCGGCUGGGUCUAAACAACAGUUCAACACGACGGUGAUGGAUAUUGCCGCGAUGAAUGGACAUCUCCAAGUCAUGAAGUACUUGCAUAAAGUAGCGUUGACAAUGGAGUCGGUCACUGCAGUAGACGAAGAAAUACUCGAGAAAACAGUCCCAACGUGUACGUCUGCUGCGAUCCAGUUUGCUGCAGCUGGUGGUCACCUUGACGUGCUGAAUUGGCUACAUGAGAAUUACUGGGUUGAGCCCUCUGUAGAUAUCAUGGAUGUUGCGGCUACUAGUGGCAAUUUAGAGAUGGUCAAAUGGCUUCACGACCAUGCUGCGGCUAGAUUCUCUCCAGCAGCAAUGGAUGGUGCCGGCAAAGAAGGUCAUUUGGCUGUGGUUAAGUGGCUGCACGAGAACUCACCUGAAGGAUGUACAGCCAAGGCGAUAGAUGAAGCAGCAGCAAUGGGCCGUCUUCAUGUCGUACAGUGGCUUACUGAAAAUCGAAGUGAGGGCUGCUCGACGAAAGCAUUGGACGGUGCUAUGAAUGGAGAUCACUUCGAUGUGGCGCUGCUGCUAACGACAAAGUACCCUGAACUUGGUAAGAACUCAGAUUUCGAGUUCAUAGAUAACGACCACAUCAGAGCAUGGGUCGAGGAAAUGUAUCCUACCUACAGUUAGUUUUCUUUUACCAAGGCUGUAACAAAUGCAAUGAAAACUAAGAUUGGCAGACAACCGUCGCGAAUAAAACUCGGAGCAAAGCACAGCGUGGGUAACGCUCAACCAAUGUUUACCAGAAGAAUUUUUAUAUUUAGAGGUUUUUUUGUAAUGUAUUUUUUAAAUUCAAC